AUGGUGGAUCCAGUACCAGUUCUCCCUCAAUUGAGAGCGGAAUAUACGUUGAGCUUCGAAUCCCUGACAGCGACAUUCGACUAUUCGAGCAACGGACUGUGGAUAGUGUCCACAAUAGAAAAGAUACCACAAGUGGAGAUACUAGCAGCAAUGAAAGGGGAGGAGGAGAUAUGGGAAACCACCAUUACGGUGAACCCAAGAAUGACGGGAGUGCUCAAUGUGGAGGCUUGGGAGUUCAUGGACCAAUUGAGGAACGAAAACCAAAUGGAAUAUGUGGAGGAUUCGAAAUCAAAACCGCGAGAGACCACGCGGAAAAAAAUUGCAGCCUCUCUUCCGUUCGGUCGAUAUGAGCUUGCUGAGCCCAAUGGUUUUACUGGUGGGAUUCUUGUACUAUGGAACUCAACACAUGUUGACUUUCAGUCAAUAAGUGUUGACCUCCAUGCUACUCAUGGCAUUGUCCAGCGAGAAAAUGAAAAUUGGAGUGACUUAGAAAAUAUUGCUGUUAACAUGAACUUACCUUGGGUGGCAAUUGGGGACUUCAAUGAUGUUACUAGUCAGUCUGAAAAAUUGGGGGGAAGGGCGAUCAAGGGAAAAAGAGUAGAUAGAUAUCUUGCCUGUAUGAACAACUGUGGUCUACAUGAUAUUGGUUUUGUUGGUAACAGGUUCACUUGGACUAAUAAAUGCAAAAAGAAACCUAUAUUCCAGAGAUUAGACAGGGCUUGGGAUCUUGGUCUCUUCGUCGGUCUGCGCCUUGGUAUCUCAUCUUCGUUAUGCUUGUUCUCCGGUAAAUUAUUACGAAGUGCAAGCAUCUCUAUUAGCGGCGCUAGAGUUGCAGGGGAAAGUGAGGUUAGAGAAGAGAAACAGUGUGAGGACAGGCCUAAGUGUAAGCACCUGCAGGACCUUGAGGAAGAUUUGACCAAUCAACUUCAGUCCCUCUACCAACAGGAGGAAUCUUAUUGGAAAAUGAGAGCCAGGUCCAACUGGUUGACUGAUGGGGAUAGGAACACAAAAUUCUUUCAAACUUCGGUCCUAAUUAGGAGAAAGAGAAACAAAAUUUCAAACCUGUUUUCAGAGGUGGGGGAACCAAUCAGGGAAGACCUCAUCCAGUCCCACAUUGUCUCGUACUUUAAAAAUCUCUUUUCCUCUGAAAUGAAUGGGAAUGACCAGAACACCAACCUGGAGUAUGAGUCUGUGAUUUGCAUUGCCCACCCCCCAACUCUGGCUAAGGUACAUUCUGCCCUGUUCUCCAUAGGGCCCUUAAAAGCCCCGGGAGUUGAUGGUUUCCAUGCAUUGUUUUUUCAAAAUCACCGGGGAACUAUGUGGCCGGACAUCCUUUCCUUUGUGUCUGAGUGCUUUGAAUCUAAGUCCUUCCCUGUGUCUAUCAAUGAUACCUCUAUCUGCCUAAUCCCGAAGACAGAUAAUCCGGAGUCAAUAAAACAGUAUAGGCCAAUAAGCUUGUGCAAUACCAGUUACAAAAUCGUGUCAAAGCUCAUUGUCCAUAGACUUAGACCUCUAUUGAACUCAAUCAUAUCCCCAAACCAGAAUAGUUUCCUUUCGGAGAAAGCUUAUGACAGGAUUGAGUGGAGUUUCAUUAGGUUUUGCUUGCAUAGACAUGGGUUUGACAGAAACUCAACAGACCUUAUUAUGAGUUGUGUCACGUCUACAACCUCCAAGAUUAGGAUAAAUGGUGCCCUAUCGGAUAGUUUUCAUGCUUCUAGAGGUCUUAGAAAGGGUGACCCCAUAUCCCCCUAUUUGUUCAUCAUAUGCAUGGAAUAUCUUUCCACCCUCAUUAAUAAUGCUCAUACCCAGGGGGAGUGGAACCCAUUCAUGCUGAAAAGGGGCGGAACCCCAAUCUCUCAUCUCAUGUUUGCAGAUGAUCUCCUCCUUUUUGGAGAGGCAAAUGCAAACACUCUUCAGGGGAUGUGCUCUACCUUGGACAUAUUUUGGGAUUGCUCGGGUCACAAACCGAAUCAUUCUAAGAGCAAAUUGUAUUUCUCCAAAAACACUCAUCAGGAUGAUAGAUCUCUGUUUACCUCCCACCUCAAAGUGAAUGAGAGCCCCGACCUAGGAAUAUAUCUAGGGUUCCCCCUAACAGAUAGAAGGCCCUCGACCAGUCAAAUGAGCCAUAUAGCAAAGAAAAUUAGGGGGAAACUAGCCUCUUGGAAAGCAAAGUGCCUGUCUAAAGCGGGAAGACUCACCCUAAUCAAAUCAACAUUGUCCACCAUUGCAAACUACUCAAUGCAAGCCUUAGCCCUCCCUGGGAAAACAGUAGAUGAGAUAGACAAAAUUUGCUCUAAUUUCCUAUGGGACUCUACCACUGAUAAGAAAAGAACCCACCUGGUGGCUUGGGAUAGAGUGUGUGCCCCUGUGAGUCAAGGCAGUCUCAAUGUUAGGAAAACCUCCAUUCUUAAUCUGCUUGCACUUGUUAAACUUUGCUGGAGACUAAAUAAUGUGAACAACCUGGCAGCCUGUAAUACCCCGAAUUUUCGAGAUGUGGGGAAAGGAUGGGAGAACUUUGCUUCCCUCACAGAGUGGUGCACUGGGAAUGGUGAGAAUAUCCUACUAUGGGAGGAUAACUGGACAGGGAAAGGUCCUCUUAGAACCAUAAUCCACAGAGCUUUGAAUGCUAAUGAAGAACGUCUUAAGUGGAUCCAAGCUAUUCCAAUAGUCCCUGAUUGUAGUGAUAUCCCUGUAUGUACAAUGGGUAAGGGUAAGUAUUUCGACUCUAAAGCUACUUAUGACUUUCUGUGGAACAAAACCUUUAAGCACCUAGAGAACCCGAAAGAGUGGAACACUAUUUGGGGAGCUAUUUGCCAUCCAAAACAAAAAGUUUUUCUGUGGCUUAUGUUAUGGAAUAGACUCCCAUGUGCUAGUCAUCUUUUUAGGCGUAUGAUCAUCCGAAACUCAAACUGUAUGUUUUGUCAGACUACCCACGAAGACCUUGACCACCUCUUCAUUGCUUGCCCUAAAGCCCGUCAGUUUUGGGAUGAGACAGGAUUGGUUAACCACGUCCUUACAACUAACCACUCUUAUUUCCAGGAUUGGAUAGUCUAUAAUUUGAAAAGGACUGACCUAGAUGAUAUUGUUUCCACCUCCUGGCCCACUCUAUUCAUUAACUCCCUCUGGUCCAUUUGGCUUAGGAGAAACCUGUGGGUCUUUAAAAAAGAAUCAAAACCGAUAGCCGGGGUUUGGAAAAGGAAUCAAAUGUUGACAAAAGAAAUGCUAAACUCUAGGCAGAACACUACCACCAGCCCUUCCUCUAAGCCACUGGAUUUGGUUACGUCUUGCUAUUAUGUCCAAGUUGAUGCCUCUUUCUGCCAAAACUCUCUAUCUGUGGGUUAUGCAGCUAUAUGCAGGUUAUAG
Molecule: messenger RNA, 3363 nt
Organism: Spinacia oleracea (spinach)
Lineage: Eukaryota; Viridiplantae; Streptophyta; Magnoliopsida; Caryophyllales; Amaranthaceae
Exons: 8
Coding region: 1-3363 (1120 amino acids)
Source: RefSeq, a predicted model, not a curated record